Molecule: messenger RNA, 1402 nt
Organism: Xiphias gladius (swordfish)
Lineage: Eukaryota; Metazoa; Chordata; Actinopteri; Istiophoriformes; Xiphiidae
Gene: ttc33
Product: tetratricopeptide repeat domain 33
Exons: 5
Coding region: 293-1123 (276 amino acids)
Molecular function (GO): protein binding
Source: RefSeq, a predicted model, not a curated record
CCUCUUGCAUCGUCAAAUAACAAUAUGUAAUAUGUUACUGCCAAAAUUAAUUCAAGUGCAAUUUUGUGUGCGCGAACAUAGUGAGGUGUUAAGAGUUUGUGCAAGUGUUACCUGGCUAAGUUUCCAUAGCUAACGUUAGCAAGCGUUGAUGUGACAUAUUUGGGUUUUUUUUGUUUAAUGACUAUUCUUAGAGUUGUAGUUGUUACAUAACUAGCUAUAUGUUCUGUACUUAAACAAGAGAAACACCUAACCAUAGCGGCCGUGCUAAAAAUUUGCGGUGAACACUGCUGGGAUGGCUUCAUUCGGCUGGAAGAGGAAAGUUGGUGAGAAGGUGUCCAAGUCAGCGGUGCAGCAGUUUGAGGCUGAGGCGGAGAAGGCUGAAACUGGUGGACCAGCUCAGGACGAGGCGGAGGCGGAGGCGGAGGUGGACUGGCUGCAAGCCAUUAAACGACGGCGGGAGACCCUGCUGGAGGACUGUGCCGCAAAGAGCAAGAGGCUGCAGGAGGAGGGCGUGCUGCUGGCCGAGGAAGGCAGGCACUGGGAGGCCAUUAAGAAGUGGGACGAGGCCAUUCAGCUGACUCCAGAAAACCCACUCCUGUAUGAGAUGAAGUCUCAGGUACUGACCAUUCUGCAGGAAGUGUUCCCAGCAGUGAAGGCUGCAGAGAUGGCCGUCAAGUUCCGCCCCCUGUGGUGGGAGGGCUGGCAGACUCUGGGCCGUACCCAACUCAACCUGGGAGAGGUGGACCUGGCUGUGAGGUCUUUUCAGGUUGCGAUCCACCUGUGCCCAUCAGAGCACACCCUGUGGCAAGAGGACCUGGCAUGGUCACGGAGGUUACAGAAGCAGCAUUUAGCAACCAAGGAGAAGAUCCGGCAAGAGGAGGAGACAAAAAGACAGAUCCUUCAUGCCCCUGAGCUUGAGCAGGACUAUGAUUUUGAGUCUGAUGAGGUGUUGGCCGCCUGCAUGGCCGUUGCUGAGCGACAGACACGCUAUGAGGAGCUGAAGAGGACCGCGGUGAUCAUAGACUCUGAGGGUAAUAUAAAAAAUGUACUCACUGAGGAAGGAGGAUCAGAGGACAAAGCUACACCAUCAAAAGAACAGUUCGUCAAAGCAAGAGGACUUUGAACUGGUCUCAGCGUGAAUCAAUCGUCCUGGUUCCAUGUUUUUUUGGACUGAAUUGGAUUAUUUCUAGAACCACUGUGACUUUGUGAAGCUAUCGCAUAAAAAACCUAAAAUUCAGAAGUCAACAUGAGAACUGACAAAUUCUAGUGAAGGGGUAUGCAACAACUUAGACAACUGUCUUUUGUUUUUUCAUGUUUUCCAUCCCUUUAAUAUUGAUUGUGUUAAAUUUGCAUGUAACAUUUUUACAUGCAUACACAAAGAUUAAAGAUAUUUUAAGAUGUA